GGAAUCUCUUCGGAGGGUCGGCAGUGACUGAAGGAAGUGCAGAGGGAGAGUCGCGCAUGCAUCUUUUGGUUCUGGCUCAAUGGCGGGUAGCCGCGCAGGGACAUUGCGAGUCCUGCAGGCAGUAGACACUGAGCUUACCGCGGACUCGGUGGAAUGGUGCCCAGUAGAGGGUUACCAGCAUCUGCUGGCCUGCGGAACCUACCAGCUGCAAGCGCCCAGGGACCAGCCUGCACUGGAUGGCAGUGAGCCUCAAGUUCGUUUAGGUCGUCUCUACCUGUUCAGCUUCAGUGAGCACAACACGGCUAAACCUCUGCUUGAGGUCCAAAGAAGGGAUUCUUCUGCUGUCCUGGACAUGAAAUGGUGCCACAUCCCAGUCUCUGGCCAUGUGCUUUUAGGCUUGGCAAACGCCAGUGGAUCCAUAGGGCUGCUCCGCCUGAUGGAAUGUGAGAACAACAGUUAUACCCUGCAGCCAAUAUCCAGCCUCACCCUGGACGAGAGCUGUCUGUCCUUGUCAAUGGAUUGGUCCACUGGGAAAUCUAUGGACUUCUGUCUUCCCACAGGGGGAGAUGACUGCCUUCUGAGAGGCUGGGACACCAGGAUGCUGGGCACACCUGUCUUCACUAGCAAAAGACAUUCCAUGGGUGUGUGCAGCAUCCAGAGCAGCCCCCAUCAGGAGCAUAUUCUGGCAACUGGAAGCUAUGAUGAGCAUGUUCUGCUGUGGGACACUCGAAACAUAAGACAGCCAUUGGCCGAUGUACCAGUGCAAGGAGGUGUGUGGAGGCUCAAGUGGCACCCAGUUCACCACCAUCUACUCCUGGCGGCCUGCAUGCACAAUGGCUUCAAGAUUCUCAACUGCCAGAAGGCCAUUGAGGAGAAGCAGGACAUAACAGUUUUAACAUCCCACAAAAUGCCUAACUCAUUAGUAUAUGGGGCUGACUGGUCCUGGCUUUUCCAUUCCAUGAAGCCCACUCCUACCUGGUCCUUUGAUCAGAAUGACAUGGGAGUCAAAGCAGCAGACCACUCUAGCCUAAAGGUCACAGAGGAGCCACCAGUACAUUCUCAGGAACAAACCAUGGAUCGCCAAGUGGAAGGCUCCCCUAGCGCUCACACCAGAGCUGAACUGAAGGCUUCUCUCCUUCCAUUAACAGAGGACAUGAAAAACAGCAAAGACUAUUCGUCAUCCUCAGUCAAGACGCGUGAUCUUAGCCACUGCUCUGGCGGGCAGAACUUUGGCAAUAGCCUCCUGGCCACCUGCUCCUUUUAUGACCACGUCCUCCACCUUUGGAAGUGGGAGACGAAUCAAGCUCGCACUCUUUGCAGUGGCACUGGAUGUGAUUUGGGGAGUGCUGACCAUUGAGAAUGGACUCUUGUGAUACUGUUUUGGCAGUGAAUGGGAUUUUCCAGCUCUACAACUAAGUGUUCUGGGUCUAUUUUGACUUUCAGCUCUUCAUUUGUAUUAAGUCCCUGCUUACAUUAAAUAACUGUAAUUUUUUUUUAAUUUAAAAAAUCUGUAAUUAUGUGUAUGCAUCUGUCUGUGUGUGGUUGCUGGAAUCCCCUUCGAGCUAGGGUUACAGGUGGUUGUGAGCCACCAUGUGGGUUUUAGGAACCACACUUGUGGGUCAUAAUUAUUUUAUGUGUAUGAGUGAGUGUUUUGGGGUUUUGUUUUUUUUUAAGAUUUAUUUUUUA
Mus caroli (Ryukyu mouse) is the source of this 1686-nucleotide messenger RNA. The record is from RefSeq and is a predicted model, not a curated record. NCBI's taxonomy places the organism in Eukaryota, Metazoa, Chordata, Mammalia, Rodentia, Muridae.